Fundulus heteroclitus (mummichog) is the source of this 1616-nucleotide messenger RNA. RefSeq names its product galactose-3-O-sulfotransferase 1b (gene gal3st1b). Bases 62 to 1315 code for a protein of 417 amino acids. The transcript is spliced from 3 exons. The record is from RefSeq and is a predicted model, not a curated record. Gene Ontology annotation, biological process: myelination; galactosylceramide biosynthetic process. Lineage: Eukaryota; Metazoa; Chordata; Actinopteri; Cyprinodontiformes; Fundulidae. Gene Ontology annotation, cellular component: membrane. Gene Ontology annotation, molecular function: galactosylceramide sulfotransferase activity.
CAGGUAGAGCAAUCAGCGUGACUGAUGCUACCUCCUCCUGGUUUACCGUCGGGAUUUUACAAUGUAUUGGAACAAAGGGUUCAAAUGUAAGGCGGUGGUGCGGGGAGUGAUGCCCUGGGUUUUAAUGACCAACAUAAUACUGGUCCUCUACUGCUUAACAACGACAAACCACAUGAAUAUAAGGCCCAUCCAAGAAGAGACAUGUUCCCUCAGCAUGGCAAAAACAGUCGCCAGUGAAAGCCCUGAGGCUACACACAAAUGCUCCCCCAAAGUGAACAUCAUGUUCAUGAAGACCCACAAAACUGCGAGCAGCACCAUCCUCAACAUCCUCUUCAGGUUCGGGGAAAAGCACAAGCUCAAGUUCGCCCUGCCCGACAGGCGCAACGAUUUCCGCUACCCACAGCCGUUCCUCUGCUCCCAGGUGAAGGACUACACGCCAGGGCAGUGCUUCAACAUCGUCUGCAACCACAUGCGCUUCAACCACCAGGAAGUGGCCAAACUCCUGCCCCCAGACGCCGUGUACGUCACCGUCUUACGGGACCCCGUGGAUCUCUUCGAGUCGGCCUUCCAUUACUACCACAGAGCGGUUCCUCUCACGUGGGGCAUCAGCGGGGAGGACAAACUGACCGCGUUUCUGAACGAUCCCGAGGCCUUCUACAGCCCGGACGCUUUCAACUCGUUCUAUCUUAAAAACCUGCUGUUCUUCGACUUUGGUUUCGACAACAACCUCGAAGUCGACGACCCUCGUGUGGUGGAGGGCGUUCAGCACUUAUCCAAACGUUUUCAUCUGGUCCUCAUUGCGGAACACUUUGAGGAAUCCCUGAUUCUGCUGAAGGAUUUGCUUUGCUGGUCCAUGGACGACAUCCUGUAUUUCAAGCUCAACGCUCGCAGGACCUCAUCCGUGUCUCGGCUGGACCCCGAGACGAGAGCCAAAGCCGUACGGUGGAACUGGGCCGACUGGAAACUCUACGAACACUUCAAUGCCACUUUCUGGGAGAGAGUCGAGGCAUUUGGAAGAGAAAGAAUGGAACGAGAGGUGAAGGAGCUGAGGAGAAGAAAUGCUGAGAUGAGGGCCACCUGUAUUGAGGGUGGAGAUGCAGUUGAAGCCCAGAAGAUCAAGGACGCACAUUUCCGGCCUUGGCAGCCCGUUGGAGAGAAAUCCAUCAUGGGGUACAACUUGAGGAAAGACAUUGAUCCCAGAUGGAGGACAAUGUGUGCAAAAAUGCUUACACCUGAGAUACAGUACUUAUCAGACCUGGGAGUCAACCUUUGGGUGACUAGACUAUGGGGUUGGUUGAUAGAUUCCAUUUUAUAGUAGUUUUGUUUAAUGUUUAUUAUUUAACUUAAUUUUAAAAAUUCAAUAAAAUGGGUUUCUAUUUCACAAAUGUGUCAAUAUGUAUACGAUGAAUCCAAAAUGUCCUCUCUUGUUUGCCACCUAAGCUGAGGUUCAUUUUUCUAUAAAACAAAAGUGGUGCUUGCUGUACUUAGUAGGAUAAAAAUAAAUUGUAAUGCCGUGUUUUCACAAAACAUUUAGAGGAACAUCACGUCUGCUGGUCACAAAUAGACUGCAUUACAAUCAAGAAAUAUUUAUUCAGAGCUAAAAAAAAAAAUCCUUU